Molecule: messenger RNA, 3169 nt
Organism: Medicago truncatula (barrel medic)
Lineage: Eukaryota; Viridiplantae; Streptophyta; Magnoliopsida; Fabales; Fabaceae
Product: 50S ribosomal protein L2, chloroplastic
Exons: 2
Coding region: 771-1562 (263 amino acids)
Biological process (GO): mitochondrial translation
Cellular component (GO): mitochondrial large ribosomal subunit; ribosome
Molecular function (GO): transferase activity; RNA binding; structural constituent of ribosome
Source: RefSeq, a predicted model, not a curated record
GCCAAUAGAACCCUACCUCCCAUAAAGUCGAUUUUUGUUCAAGAAUGAAUCAAUCCGAACUGUUUGACUUAAAUAACUUAACUAAUUUCUUGAUUUCCAUCAUUUUGAAUUUACGUUCAAUUUACGUAAUUUCUUGAUUUCCAUCAUUUUGAAUUUACGUUCAAUUUACGUAAUUUAUUUAUUUAACUAAUUUCUUGAUUUCCAUCAUUUUGAAUUUACGUAAUUUAUUUACUUAAAUAAAAAAAAAUUUCUGAUCUGUAUCUGUAGUGGACCUAUUAGCUUAGUAUGAUUUGAAUCGAGACGAAGUUCUGACCAUCUGUCAGAGAAAAAAAGACCGAUUGGCUCUGUAUCAAUGGAAUCUCAUCAUCCAUUAUAACGAAUUGGUGUGGUAAAUUCAAAUUUAAAUAUAUGAACAGUAAAUAAAACUAGUAUUCGUAUUGAGACUAGAACUCAUAGGGAAGAAAAUAGAUUUAUGAAUGGAAUAAAAAAUGCAAUAUUUACAGACAAAAGUAUUCGGUUAUUGGGAAAAAAUCAAUAUACUUUUAAUGUCGAAUCAGGAUCAACUAGGACAGAAAUAAAACAUUGGGUCGAACUCUUUUUUGGUGUCAAGGUAAUAGCUAUGAAUAGUCAUCGACUCCCAAUAAAGGGUAGAAGAAUGCGACCUAUUAUGGGACAUAGACCGCAUUACAAACGUAUGAUCAUUACGCUUCAACCGGGUUAUUCUAUUCUACCUCUUAGAAAAGAACUUAAAUAAAAAUACACUUAAUAGCAUGGCGAUACAUUUAUACAAAACUUCUAUCCCGAGCACCCGCACACGAAAUCGUUUGAUUUAUGGACAGCAUCAUUGUGGUAAAGGCCGUAAUGCCAGAGGAAUCAUUACCGCAGGGCAUAGAGGGGGAGGUCAUAAGCGUCUAUACCGUAAAAUUGAUUUUCGACGUAAUGAAAAAGACAUAUAUGGUCGAAUCGUAACUAUCGAAUACGACCCUAAUAGAAAUGCACACAUUUGUCUCAUACACUAUGGGGAUGGUGAGAAAAGAUAUAUUUUACACCCCAGAGGGGCUAUAAUUGGAGAUACCAUUGUUUAUGGUACAGAAGUUCCUAUAAAAAUGGGAAAUGCCCUACCUUUGAGUGCUAUGCCCUUAGGCACGGCCAUACAUAACAUAGAAAUAACACUUGGAAAGGGUGGACAAUUAGCUAGAGCGGCUGGUGCUGUAGCGAAACUGAUUGCAAAAGAGGGGAAAUCGGCAACAUUAAAAUUACCUUCUGGAGAGGUCCGUUUGAUAUCAAAAAACUGCUCAGCAACAGUAGGACAAGUAGGGAAUGUUGGAGUAAACCAAAAAAGUUUGGGCAGAGCCGGAGCUAAACGUUGGUUAGGUAAGCGUCCUGUAGUAAGAGGAGUAGUUAUGAACCCUGUAGACCAUCCACAUGGUGGUGGUGAAGGGAGGGCCCCGAUUGGUAGAAAAAAACCCUCAACUCCUUGGGGUUAUCCUGCACUUGGAAGAAGAAGUAGAAAAAAAAAUAAAUAUAGUGAUAAUUUGAUUCUUCGUCGCCGUAGUAAAUAGUCUAGAGUAGAGAAAAUAGAAUUUGUUUCUUCGUCUUUACAAAAGAAAAGAGUGAUUUACUAUGACAUUAUAUGAUUUGAUUUUGUUUUUUUAGAGAUUAUAUAAUUUUAUUUUUUAAAAUAUAAGAGAAAAAAUUCACUUUUUUAGAAAUUAUAAGAGGAAUAAUUAACUAUGACACGUUCACGAAAAAAAAAUCCUUUUGUAGCAAAUCAUUUAUUAAAAAAAAUAAAUAAGCUUAACACAAAAGGAGAAAAAGAAAUAAUAAUAACUUGGUCCAGAACAUCUACCAUUAUACCUACAAUGAUUGGCCAUACCAUUGCUAUCCAUAAUGGAAAAGAGCAUUUACCUAUUUAUAUAACAGAUCGUAUGGUAGGCCAUAAGUUGGGAGAAUUUUCACCUACUCUAAACUUCCGGGGGUAUGCGAAAAAUGAUAAUAGAUCGAAUCGUUAACAUUAAUUUUAAGGUAAAUUUAGUAUACUAAUAGUCAUUAAUAAAUAAAUAUUAAUUAAUAAACUCAUUUCAUUUUUUCGUGAAAAUAUAACCUUAGGAGAAAGAAGAACCAAUACAUAGAAGUAUAAGCCUUUGGUCAAAAAAUAUUUGUGUCUAUUCACAAGACAAAGCGCGAAUCGUAAUUCAUAAUAUUUCUAUUUUUAAAGGGUUAUUAUAAUAGAAAUUAUGCUUUAUGGAGUUGAGCAUAUUAUUCUAUUUUUUUUUUUUGAAUUGCUUUAUUCUGCAGGAGAAAAUGCUAGUCACAAUAUAUAGUUCAACGAACUAAGUCAAUGAGUCAUAAAGAUAUAUAAUAUUUUUUAUAUAAAAAAAGUAAAAAAAAAGAUAUAGAUAAAAAAGUAGACAAAUAAGACGUAUUAUUUUAUAUAGAGUAGUGAGGAAUUAUGGGACAAAAAAUACAUCCGCUUGGUUUCAGACUUGGUACAACUCAAAAUCAUGAUUCUAUUUGGUUUGCACAACCAAGAAAUUAUUCCGAGAAUCUAAAAGAAGAUAAAAUAAUACGAGAUUGUAUCAAGAAUUAUAUACAAAAAACCCCCGGUGUCGAGGGAAUUGGACGAAUAAAGAUUAAAAAAACAAUCGAUCAGAUUCAAGUCAUAAUCUAUAUGGUACUUCCAACGUUAUUAACGGAGGGUAAGCCUCGAAGAAUCGAAGAAUUACAGACUAAUGUACAAAAAAAACUUAAUUGUGUGACGCGAAAAAUUAACAUUACAAGUACAAGAAUUCCAAAUGCUUAUAGCGACCCUAAUAUUCUUGCAGAAUUUAUAGCUGGACAAUUAAAGAAUAGAAUUUCGUUUAGGAAAGCAAUCAAAAAAGCUAUUGAAUUAGCUGAACAGGCAGGUACAAAAGGAGUUCAAGUACAAAUUGCGGGACGUAUCGACGGAAAAGAAAUUGCACGUGUCGAAUGGAUUAGAGAAGGUAGGGUUCCUCUACAAACCAUUCGAGCUAAAAUUGAUUAUUGUUCCUAUCCAGUUCGAACUAUUUAUGGGGUAUUAGGAAUCAAAGUUUGGAUAUUUCUAAACAACGACUAAUUUACUUUUCCUUAUUUUUAGCGUUCCAUCUUUUGAUAAAAGAAAAAAUGACGAAUUCUUAUUCCCAAAAAA